GUGGAGUGGAGGCCACAUGCUUCCCGUCAAACGUGGAGCUCCACUCCGCAGCCAGACCCCCUCCCCCCAGUCUUGGUCUACGGAAGGAGAGGGAUCUCGGAUUCUAAGCUCACUCGGAUACUUUCACUUUCAUUCCUUUCCUCCGCUGCCAGCGAUGGCGUCUGCUGAUCUGAGGAAGGAGCUGGAAUGUUCCAUCUGUCUGGACAUUUAUAUGGAUCCCGUGACCCUGAAAUGUGGGCACAACUUCUGCCGGGACUGUAUCAGCCGUGCGCUGGACACACAGGAGGGGUCUGGAGGUUAUUCCUGCCCUGAAUGCAGACAGAAGGUCUGGGAUCGGCCCGCACUCCAGGGGAACACAACCCUGCGUAACAUCGUGGAGAAUUUCUUCCAUGCGGCUCUGCCAGAUGAUGGAGAGUCCAAGGUCCUCUGUACUUACUGCGUGGACUUUCCUGCUCCCGCUGUUAGAUCCUGUCUGCACUGCGAGGUUUCCCUUUGUAACAAACACAUGAAAGUCCACACAAGGUCCUCAGAACACGUCUUGACCGACCCUAUGUUGUUCCUGGAGAGCAGGAAAUGCCCCGUCCAUAAGAAGAUCCUGGAGUAUUACUGCGCCCAGGACGACGCCUGCGUCUGCGCAUCCUGUUGCCUGUUCGGAGGACACAAAGGGCACGACAUCGAGUCUCUGGACGGGGCCUCCGGAAAGAAAAUAAAUAAAAUGAGAGGAGCUUUGCAGAAACUUACGACGAGGAGCGCGGAGAUGGAGGAACGGAUCCGGAGUCUGCAGCAACAUUGGAAAGACGUAGAGGAAAAAGCAGCCGGUGGCGCAGAGAGAGUCAGCGCCUUGUUUGGAGACCUCAGGAGACAUCUGGAGGACCUGGAGGAGAAAGCCCUCGAAGAAAUCACGGUGAAGUCACACCGGGUCUUCAUAUCCAUUACAGAGCUGAUCCGGGACUUGGUAUUAAAGAAGGAAGAGCUGUCCGAGGAGAUGCGCCACAUCGAGGAGCUGUGCAACAGGGACCCAUUGACCGUCCUACAGGAAUCCGACGACCUCCGUGAUACUGAAGACGGAGAAAACGAACUAAGAGAGAGACUUGAGAAGCUCCUCCAUGAAGGAGACGCUCUAGAUGUGGCUGGGAUCGUACACUCGGGUUUAUCUGAUAUAAUAACAGAGGUAAAUGUAUACAUCUAUUUACAGGAACCCGAAGACGUAUUACUGGACGUAAAGACAGCAGAAAAUUCUCUACGCGUUUCGUCCGACGGGAAGACCGUGUCCAUAUCCGACACGGACCAGAAUCGGCCGGAAACACCAGAAAGGUUUCAAAGUUGGCCUCAAGUGUUGAGCAGCCGGAGUUUCUCCUCGGGGCGACAUUACUGGGAAGUGGACGUCGGGGGGUCGGACAGCUGGAUCUUCGGGAUGUGUUACCCCAGUAUAGACAGAGGGGUAGAGCUUCAGUCGCUGAUUGGAUACAACAGCAAGUCCUGGGGGUUGGACAUGGACGGUGACCAGUACGGGGUGAGGCAUGACGGUAAGCAGACCCUCCUACCUGCCAAUAUCUCCAGCAACAGAGUCAGGAUCUAUCUGGACUACGAGGCCGGGAGGAUCUCCUUCUAUGAUCUGUGUGAUCCCAUCCAACACCUCUACACCUUCACCACCAACUUCACCGAACCCCUCCACGCCGGGUUAGGUGUAUGGAGAGGCUCUGUAACGAUAUGUGGGGGGGGACCUGGAGAUGUGAGAACUCCACCCAGAGACUGGUGGCACCCAAAGUAAAGGGGAUGUGUUCAGCCAAUGCUUUGGGGCAAUGAGAACUUUCAAGAGGAGCUCUAAAAUCCUGGAUUUUUUUUUUUUUAAAGCAG
Messenger RNA from Rana temporaria (common frog), 1857 nucleotides. RefSeq names its product E3 ubiquitin-protein ligase TRIM21-like. Bases 17 to 1771 code for a protein of 584 amino acids. The transcript has a single exon. NCBI's taxonomy places the organism in Eukaryota, Metazoa, Chordata, Amphibia, Anura, Ranidae. Gene Ontology annotation, molecular function: protein binding; zinc ion binding. The record is from RefSeq and is a predicted model, not a curated record.